AUGGAUGACUGUAGUAGGCCUGGGUACAGGAACCAGCGCUCCCGGGAGACGUGGACUGUAACUAUAGCUCACCAGGGAACUGUAACUAUAGCUCACCAGGGAACUGUAACUAUAGCUCACCAGGGAACUGUAACUAUAGCUCACCAGCUAACUGUAACUAUAGCUCACCAGCUAACUGUAACUAUAGCUCACCAGCUAAUUGUAACUACACCUCACCAGCCAACUGUAACUACACCUUACCAGCUAACUGUAACUAUAGCUCACCAGCUAACUGUAACUAUAGCUCACCAACUAACUGUAACUAUAGCUCACCAGCUAACUGUAACUAUAGCUCACCAGCUAACUGUAACUACACCUCACCAGCUAACUGUAACUACACCUCACCAGCUAACUGUAACUACACCUCACCAGCUAACUGUAACUACAGCUCACCAGCUAACUGUAACUACACCUCACCAGCUAACUGUAACUACAGCUCACCAGCUAACUGUAACUACACCUCACCAGCUAACUGUAACUACACCUCACCAGCUAACUGUAACUACACCUCACCAGCUAACUGUAACUAUAGCUCACCAGCUAACUGUAACUACACCUCACCAGCUAACUGUAACUACACCUCACCAGCUAACUGUAACUACAGCUCACCAGCUAACUGUAACUACAGCUCACCAGCUAACUGUAACUACACCUCACCAGCUAACUGUAACUACACCUCACCAGCUAACUGUAACUACACCUCACCAGCUAACUGUAACUAUAGCUCACCAGCCAACUGUAACUACACCUCACCAGCUAACUGUAACUACAGCUCACCAGCCAACUGUAACUACAGCUCACCAGCUAACUGUAACUACAGCUCACCAGCCAACUGUAACUACAGCUCACCAGCUAACUGUAACUACAGCUCACCAGCUAACUGUAACUAUAGCUCACCAGCUAACUGUAACUAUAGCUCACCAGCUAACUGUAACUACACCUCACCAGCUAACUGUAACUACACCUCACCAGCUAACUGUAACUACACCUCACCAGCUAACUGUAACUAUAGCUCACCAGCUAACUGUAACUACACCUCACCAGAUAACUGUAACUACACCUCACCAGCUAACUGUAACUAUAGCUCACCAGCUAACUGUAACUACACCUCACCAGCUAACUGUAACUACACCUCACCAGCUAACUGUAACUACAGCUCACCAGCUAACUGUAACUACACCUCACCAGCUAACUAUAACUACAGCUAACUGUAACUACACCUCACCAGAUAACUGUAACUACACCUCACCAGCUAACUGUAACUACAGCUCACCAGCUAACUGUAACUACACCUCACCAGCUAACUAUAACUACAGCUAA
Messenger RNA from Procambarus clarkii (red swamp crayfish), 1359 nucleotides. NCBI's taxonomy places the organism in Eukaryota, Metazoa, Arthropoda, Malacostraca, Decapoda, Cambaridae. The record is from RefSeq and is a predicted model, not a curated record.